AUGACCCUAGAUCGUUCACCUAUCCUGUACCCAAUGAUUGCCCUAGAUCGUUCACCUAUCCUGUACUCAAUGAUUGCCCUAGAUCGUUCACCUUUCCUGUACCCAAUGAUUGCCCUAGAUCGUUUACCUAUCCUGUACCCAAUGAUUGCCCUAGAUCGUUCACCUAUCCGGUACCCAAUGAUUGCCCUAGAUCAUUCACCUAUCCUGUACCCAAUGAUUGACCUAGAUCGUUCACCUAUCCUGUACCCAAUGAUUGCCCUAGAUCGUUCACCUAUCCGGUACCCAAUGAUUGCCCUAGAUCGUUCACCUAUCCUGUACCCAAUGAUUGCCCUAGAUCGUUCACCUAUCCUGUACCCAAUGAUUGCCCUAGAUCGUUCACCUAUCCGGUACCCAAUGAAUGCCCUAGAUCGUUCACCUAUCCUGUACCCAAUGAUUGCCCUAGAUCGUUCACCUAUCCGGUACCCAAUGAUUGCCCUAGAUCGUUCACCUAUCCUGUACCCAAUGAUUGCCCUAGAUCGUUUACCUAUCCUGUACCCAAUGAUUGCCCUAGAUCGUUUACCUAUCCUGUACCCAAUGAUUGCCCUAGAUCGUUUACCUAUCCUGUACCCAAUGACUGCCCUAGAACGUUCACCUAUCCGGUACCCAAUGAUUGCCCUAGAUCGUUCACCUAUCCGGUACCCAAUGAUUGCCCUAGAUCGUUCACCUAUCCUGUACCCAAUGAUUGCCCUAGAUCGUUCACCUAUCCUGUACACAAUGAUGGCCCUAGAUCGUUCACCUAUCCGGUACCCAAUGAUGGCCUUAGAUCGUUCACCUAUCCUGUACCCAAUGAUUGCCCUAGAUCGUUCACCUAUCCGGUACCCAAUGAUUGCCCUAGAUCGUUCACCUAUCCGGUACCCAAUGAUUGCCCUAGAUCGUUCACCUAUCCUGUACCCAAUGAUUGCCCUAGAUCGUUCACCUAUCCGGUACCCAAUGAUUGCCCUAGAUCGUUUACCUAUCCUGUACCCAAUGAUUGCCCUAGAUCGCUCACCUAUCCUGUACCCAAUGAUUGCCCUAGAUCGAUCACCUAUCCGGUAA
Molecule: messenger RNA, 1074 nt
Organism: Mya arenaria
Lineage: Eukaryota; Metazoa; Mollusca; Bivalvia; Myida; Myidae
Exons: 1
Coding region: 1-1074 (357 amino acids)
Source: RefSeq, a predicted model, not a curated record